AUGGAAAAAUGGUUCUCAUUCUGUCCCUUCUCAGGUGCUCCAAGCCCCCUUUCAUUCUUGCAACGACUUGACAUCCUGAUUGGAGUUGCCAAGGGAUUGCAUUACCUUCAUGAUUUUGGCAUUGUGCAUCGCGACAUCAAGCCAGCCAACAUUCUUCUUGAUGCAAAAAUGCAUGCCAAGAUUGCCGACUUUGGGCUGGUGAAACUCACUGGAGGCUCCGCUAUGGGCACGUCUGUAGCUGCCACUCGAGUGAUGGGAACACCGGGCUAUGUGGACCCCGCCUACUACAAGUCCCACAAGGCCACUCCAGCAGCAGACGUAUACAGCUAUGGUGUGGUGAUGCUGGUGGUGAUCUCAGCACGCAAGGCCGUGCAUGUCAGCGAGACCAGCCAGAUCAGCCUGAAGCAAUGGGUGAGGCACACUUGCUUGAUCGCCCCAUUCGUGGAGUCAGAUGCCGUGGCAGUGUUCAAGGACCCCAACAUGGAUGCACCAGAUGACUUGGUGCUAGGCUGGGCUCGCCUUGCCCUCUCCUGCACCGCCAUGCCGGCAGCCUCCCGCCCCUCCAUGAAUCAAGUGCUGGGGGAGCUGGUGAAGUUGAAGCAGGAAGCAUUCGGACCACAUGCGAGCCAUGAGGGCGAGGCCAAGUCUCGCAUCGACAUGGAGCUUGGGAGUUCCAUUGGCUCCUCCAGCUUCACUGCUGAAAUGGCCCGUGCAGAGCGCGAGGGCAUGCCAAGUGGCUCUUCCACAUAA
Messenger RNA from Closterium sp. Yama58-4, 750 nucleotides. Lineage: Eukaryota; Viridiplantae; Streptophyta; Zygnematophyceae; Desmidiales; Closteriaceae. The record is from the annotation of a GenBank genome assembly.